Messenger RNA from Notodromas monacha, 3382 nucleotides. Lineage: Eukaryota; Metazoa; Arthropoda; Ostracoda; Podocopida; Cyprididae. The record is from the annotation of a GenBank genome assembly.
AUGAGUAAGCGCGUCGUCGUCGUCCGUCGUCAUCGACGUCGUCGCUGGGGGUCCAUAGAUAAAUCCGAUUCCGAAGAUGCUGAGAAGACGGCGGAAUGUAUAGACGAGAAACCUACUGAAAAUACUUCAGGAGAAGGAGGAGUUGAUGCGGAAUUGGAGGUGACCCUAAAAACUGAGGCUGAUCUUGGAGUGUCUUUGGGUAAAGACCAAGGAAUUCUUGACGAUGAGGAACUCACAAUUGGGAUUCCAGCGGAAACCAUUUCUUUCAACGAAACCCCUGUCUUGAUUUUGGGAACUGAUGAAGAAACCGCACCAGAAGCACGGAUAAAACCUUUAUUUGACACUCCCGAGGAUGAGGUGAUUUUCCAUGAAGCGGAGUCCCGACCAUCGUCACAAGGAGAUUUUCUCUCUUGCGACGACCUCGAUGAUGCCGACAUCUACGACGAUGACGACAUCAAUUUCUCCGCACACAAAUCGUCACUCCGCGGCUUCGACAUAUCUGCCCUCGACAUCCCCGCCGGCGACACAUCUCCGGGUUUAUCCAUAGAAGAAUUCGCAUCCUGCGAAAGCCUUCUCGCUCCUCCAGAGUUCAAUGGUCACACAGAUUCCCCGUCCGCAGAUAAAUUCGGACCCGCGGCUUCAAAGAGUCUCACGGAGUCCGGGAAUUUCGCGAGCACUUGGGAAGAACCGGAUGAAACCGUCGUGUCAGCAGCGAGUGAAGCACUUUCUAGUGAAGCCACUGAGCUGGAAGAUGCCGAUGCCCUCGAAUUGGCAACUACAAAGCCAUCACCGGACUCAGAACCACUUCCAAUCACUGACGAACCUCAAGAUCAAACUGAAACACUGCUAUCGAAAUCCGAAGGACACACCUCUGAGGAACCACUUCACGCACUCACGAACGACAGUCACGCCGACAUCACUCAUGAGGCAUUCGAAGAUGAAAAAGUCGAUAGCUUCGUCGAAGCAUGCGAUAUGCUCCGGAUGAACGCUGUCACUGUCGAUGAAACACAAGAGCUGACAAACUGUCUCACUAUCAGAGACAUCGUGAUUUUAGAAGCAAAAAUAGUGAAAAUCGGAUCCGAUCAACAAUCUACGACUGAUGUAGAGACGAGUUUCGCAGAGGAUUGCGACGAAACAUCCCAUUCGGAAAUUCAUGAAAAAUCCUUGCCAAUUUGUCAAAGCUCGAAAUCAUCCGUGGCCGAACAAGAAAGCAAUGCAUCAACUGCUUGCUCAGGAAGCAUCAACCAAUCCUUUCACGAAGCUGAAAUAAGCGAACAAAACAAAAUUCUCCCUAGUCAGGAUAUAAUCCCGUGUGAACUUCCAGAAUCUCAAGAAGCAUCCCCUUCAAAUGAUCAAGAUAUCAUCAUCACGGAAGAUCAUGUUUCUACGCAUGCCGUAGAAACAGAGAGUCCUCCACAAACUCCAAAACUUCACGGAACAGAUGUUGAAGCCCAAGAAUCGCCUUUGAGUUCAGUGAAACAUGACAUUAGUGAUCAGUCUUCAAAUGCUAGACCGGGCUCAAAUGCAGAAGUUGGAGCUGCCGACGAUGAUAACGAAGAUAUGCUCGAAUCAACAGAGAUCAGUAAGGAAGACGAGGUUGAUAAAAGCGACGAAAUAAGUUCGAAGUUCUCUCCUGAAAUCGAACAUGACACUAUUUACCUCGCCAAUUCAUCCGUAGAACCUGUUAAUCCUCCAAGCAUUACAGCAUUGGAAACUGUUCAAGAUGACAUGAAAACGGAUUCCGCGCCCAUUUCUAAAUUUUCUCCAGAAACCACUGAAGAUGCAAUAACACUGAACGAUAAAAUAGACGCCGAAUCUCCAUCCAGAAUGUCCUCGAAAAGCGUUCAAGACGACGCUGAAACGAGUGACAAAAUGGUCGCCGAAGACUCAAUCACAAAAUCCGUCGCUUCUCCAAGUGAUCAACCACAAGUCCUCGAUUCACGCGGAAACGAAUCUCCCAUAGUAGAGGCCAUGGAAGAAGAAGAACAACAACGUGAAACGCAUUUUGCGACUGUCGAAGAUCUUUCCAAAGACGAUGCUUCAGCACUUUCAGACAUCGCAGAAGAGAAUUCAGACGCCGGGGAACCGGAUGCUGCAAAACGCAGAAUAUCCGUGGACCCACACCUGUUCACCAUCAGUUCUGACAUAGAAUCAAGCGGUGAAACUAUCUUCGAGACCGGGUCCAUGUUCUCAGAGUCUAUCAGCGGCAUUUCGAGUCCAAUCGACGCAGAUUUGGCUUCCCCGAGGGAUGAGAACUACUUCGGAUCGCACGUUCUUUACACGUCCAGCUUGUUUGUCACUUUAAAAGACGGCGCAGAGGAAGAAGACGAUCACAACCGGAGUCUGGAUGACGUUGGUGGUGGUGGUGGUUUGAUGAAGCGAGAUUGGCCGGAUUUCGAUGACGAUGAUGACUUCCGUCCAGAGCACGUCACUUCUAUGCCAAAAGCAUUCCUCACGCAGGUUUUCUUGGAUCACGAACAAGAGCAGGAGAUCCAGCGCAAGGAGUACAGGGACUUGAAGGAGGAAACUGAAGUUGACAUGCCAAACGAAGCAAUGGAGGAGUUGCCUGAAGAUUCAGCAGUUUCCGCAGAGCCGCCGUCAGAGCCACCGCCGCCGCCACCAAUCGAAGAGGAGGAAGAUUAGCGUGAAUCCACGCAGAAAGAAAGAUCGGCUUCACUUCCCCCCUUUUUUCAGUUAGAAAACGGGGGCUUCGUUUGAAGUUUUUUCGUUUUUGUUCAAAGUGAAUCAUUACGCAGCAAGCUGGCAACCCUGAGAGUCGAAAAGAAUUCCGUUUUGAAUCCAAUGCUUCUUGCAUGCUUGCAAAUGACCACUUGAAAAUGUGUUUGCUUCAGUUCAAUCCCUAGCCUCUUCAUUAUUUUUGACCUCAAUUCGGAUGAACAAUUUUAAAUCAAUGCAUAUUUAUUGCAUUUAAAAAAUUGAAAAAAUGUUUCCCCUUCGGACACUGGCCUCAUUAAUUCAAGAAUCAAAUUAAAUGGACUUCAAUUCAAGCGAAUAGGACAACAUAAAUGCAAAAAUUAAUUACAGAGGCUUUCACACAUGUUACUUCUGGUUUUCAUACGCAAAGACCAAUGCAUAAUCUAAAGGAAAUUAUCUGAUAUUUACAAAAAGAAAGGAAUGGAGUUUUGCGCUGUGACUGUUCAAAGAAAAACGGAAACAUCAGGAGAGUCCAUGUCAUUAAGCUUGCAAAAAAAAAAAUUGUGCAGAAAGCCACGUCAUUUUGACUCGUUUUUAUCGUGAUUAUUUUUGCUUUAUAUCUUGCCCCACAAAGGAUCUGGGUUGCCUUCUCAUCAAAUAAAAAGAAACUGUGGAAAAAGUGAAAUGGCAGUUCAAUUUACCUUUGGUUCAAGUCUAUUACAUCACA